This is a messenger RNA of Numida meleagris (helmeted guineafowl), 1695 nucleotides long. RefSeq names its product INO80 complex subunit B (gene INO80B). Gene Ontology annotation, biological process: chromatin remodeling. The transcript is spliced from 5 exons. The coding region runs from base 264 to 1457 and encodes 397 amino acids. The record is from RefSeq and is a predicted model, not a curated record. Gene Ontology annotation, cellular component: Ino80 complex. NCBI's taxonomy places the organism in Eukaryota, Metazoa, Chordata, Aves, Galliformes, Numididae.
GAGUGCGCACCCACGUGUGUCUGUGCACGGCCGCGUGUGCGCGUGGCCGUGUUCAAGGGCUCCUGCACGGCCGUCCCCGCGCGUGGGGCAGCGCUUGGGCUCUGCCCGCUGGGCGCCCGCAGGAAACGGCCCGGAGCGGCCCCCCCGGCCCCGCGGACUCGCCCCACGUGGCCGAGGCUGAGCGCGGGACCCGGCCCUGCGGCCCCGCGGUUGCGGUUUCCCACCCGGACGGCGCUGUCCGACGGACUCUGCCCGCUUCAAAGAUGGCGGUGGCGGCGCUCUCCCCGCCCUCUCGCCCGCACCGGAUGUUUGCAGUGAUGCGGGCGGAAGUGAGUCCUACGCCGGAUGUUUGCGGCGCGGAGGGCGGAAGUGGGUCCGCCGGGAAUGAGUUCCCCCACGGCGAGGUCUCGGGCUCCGGCAGCGGCACCACCGCCGGGCGCGGGCGGCCCGGGCCGAUGAGCAAAGCGUGGCGGCGCGGCAGGAUGGAGGGCGGCGAGCACGGUGACGAGGACGAUGGCGGCGGGCACGGCGCGCACAAGAAGAAGCAUAAGAAGCACAAGAAGAAGCACAAGAAGAAGCACCACCACGAGCCCACGGCGGUGCCCGAGGCCCCACAGCCCGCGGCCGCCCCGCGGAAACCGCAGCUGAAGCUGAAGAUCAAAUUGGGGGGGCAGAUCCUGGGCACCAAGAGCGUGCCCACCUUCACCGUGGUCCCCGAAGCACCGCGCUCCCCCUCCCCGCUGAUGGUGGUGGACGAGGAGGAUGAGCCCACCGAGGGAGUGCCCAUUGAGCAGUACCGGGCCUGGCUGGAUGAGGACAGCAACCUGGACCCCUCACCCCUGCCGGACCUGGACUCAGAGAGUUGCUUCCCCACCCGCGAGGAUGAGGAGGAGGAAGAGGAGCGUUGGCUCGACGCCCUGGAGAAGGGCGAGCUGGAUGACAACGGGGAGCUCAAGAAGGAAGUGGAUGAGUCCCUGCUGACGGCGCGGCAGAGAGCCCUCCUGCACAAGCAGCAGAGCCAGCCGCUGCUGGAGCUGCCCAUGGGCUACAAGGCCAAGGAGCUGACGGAGGAGAUGCUGGUGAAGCGCGAGGAGCGGGCGCGCAAGCGGCGCCUGCAGGCGGCCAAGAAGGCGGAGGAGAACAAGAACCAGACCAUCGAGCGCCUCACCAAGACCCACAAGGCCAAGGUGAAGGCGCUGCGGGAGCGCCGCGCCCGGACGGCCGCCUGCCCCGUGGUGCAGUACCGCAACGCCGCCGACCGCAUCACCGUCUCCUUCCCCGCGGGCGCGGCGCUGCCGCUGCUCCCCGCCGCCGCCCCCCCGGUGCCGCCGCCCGCGCUCUGCGGGGUCAGCGGCUGCGCCAACCGCCGCCGUUACUGCUGCUCCCGCACCGGGCUGCCGCUCUGCAGCCUGGCCUGCUACAAGCGCAACCUGCAGCUGCAGGAGGCCGCCGCCUAGCCGCGGACUGGGACUGAGACUGCGGGACCGGGAUCGUGUUGCGGGGAGAGCGGGCCGCGGUUCUCCCCGUGGCCGUUGCGGGGCCCGCACCCCCCCCCCCCCCCGGCGCUGUACGACGCGCCGCCCCGCACGCGGGAAGUGGGGCGGGGCCGCGGGGCGGUGGCCCAUUGGCCAGGAGCUGUGUCCGGGACAGAACAGCGCUCUGGUUGGUCGGCUUCGCCGUCAAUCUUCACACGAA